Molecule: messenger RNA, 3598 nt
Organism: Cydia pomonella (codling moth)
Lineage: Eukaryota; Metazoa; Arthropoda; Insecta; Lepidoptera; Tortricidae
Product: E3 SUMO-protein ligase ZBED1-like
Exons: 1
Coding region: 872-2854 (660 amino acids)
Molecular function (GO): DNA binding; protein dimerization activity
Source: RefSeq, a predicted model, not a curated record
ACAUGUGUAAGUAAUGCUCGUAAUAUCACAAAUGAGAUAUCUCUCGAACGAGUAAUAUGGCAUUACGUAUCACCCCGAGAAACCAACCAUUACUUCAAACAUCACUCAUUACGCGAGCGCGAACGACCGGCCGAAGCGCGCGUAAUGAAUUCAAUUCGAUAUAGAUUCAAUAGAUUGACGCGCCGAUAUGAAUGAUCAGUUCAAGUCUAUAGACAGUGCGCGUAAUGUAUAAUGCCACUUGUGAUAGUGUAAUGUUUGUUUGCCAAGCCAUCAUUACUUUGUUAUCUCGUUCGCACUCCGACUCAGUGCUCGCUCGCUCUCGCUCUGCGAUGCUUUCGGCUAUCUUCGGAACAUUUCGGAUCGGUCUGCUCGCCCGAUCGCGGUUGCGUUUAAGUUGUCGCAAAUUUCACUAAUAUUAUUAGGAUUAUGAUUUUCUGCAUCUGUAAUAGAUUUGAAACUGUAAUGCGUCAGCAUAGAGCUUAUAAUGAAAUAUAAUUUUUCUUCAUAAUACGAGAAGGAUGCGGCCAAAUCAAGUAAUUUGUUUGAGAAUUUGAAUUUGACGAAAACAAAACGUUUUUUUAUUGUUGUUGUGAAAUGUUUGGUUCACUUUGGCGGCAAGUACGAGUAAAAUUACUUGUUUAUCGUUUAUUUAAUUGUGAAUUAGUGCGUACCGAGACUGAGUGUAGAAAUUCGAUUUGUGUAUAUAGACUGUUUGAACUAAAUUAUAAAUAUAGUUAAACUAAAUUGUAAAAGGUGUAAAUAAUAGUUAUUCGUUAUGACAUAAGAUUCUGUUAAUGUGUUAGUGUUGGUGAUUAUUGAUUAAUCACUUUUUUGUCGGACUAUUGGUGAUUUUCUCCCUAUUUAAAUAAAAAUGGCUUCAAAACGAAAGUUUAGUCCUCUUUGGAACCACUUUACGGAGACAGAACCAAAGCGGGCAAAAUGUACGCAUUGUUAUAAAAUACUCGCCAUAUCGGCAAGCUCCAUAGGCAGCUUGAGUCGCCAUAUGAAUACUAUUCACCCAACUAUCAACAUAAAAGCUCCUAGACAUGAACCCAUGAAUUUGGAUACAGAUGCGCCAGCUGGCCCAGCUUCUGCUGCUUUUUGUAGGGUUGCGGAGGUCGAUGAGAGCACUGCUACUGGUGAUAGUUUAGCCAACCAGGGCAGCCAGCACCAGCAAGACCAGCAACAAGUUACCCAUCCAGCAUCAUCUCGCAACUUAAUGACAGUCCCAGUUUCGGCGAGAAAUAAUAAUAGGAAUAGCAGACCUACCCCGCAUACAAUGGCUGACUACGUACGAAAACCACUACCCUUAAAAAAAAUGCAGGAGCUCGACGAACAACUCGUUAAAAUGAUAGCGAAAGGUUAUCAUGCUUUGCGUAUGGUUGACGAAGUCGAGUUCCGAAAGUUUGUGGAAAUGUUAAAUCCAGGCUACACAUUACCCACUAGGAAAACUUUAUCAGAAAGCCUACUACCAAAGGUAUAUGGCAAAAUGGUGGAAGCCGCUAGAGAACAACUGUCAAAGGCUAAGGCGAUAUGCGUCACCACCGAUGCUUGGACUUCAACGAAUGCUGAUGGUUAUAUUGCUAUCACCGCACAUUUUAUAAAUGAAGACACAGACCAAAUAUGCACUGUAAUGAUAGGCUGUAUUGAAUACCAGGAGCGACACACUGCAGCCAAUCUACAGGAUUUUUUUACUGAAAAAUUUCGGGAAUGGGAUAUUGACGGCUACGUCGGCGUCAUAGUCAGUGAUAAUGCCGCUAACAUGCUAGCUGCAAUUCGUCUUGGAAACUGGUCAAGUAUUCCGUGUUUUGCCCAUACUUUAAAUUUGGUGAUGCAAGCAAGCCUCGAUUCGAUAACAGACACCGUGACAAGAGUAAAAGCUGUGGUUCAAUAUUUCAACCGCAGUGCUCCUGGAGCGAGAAAAUUGAAAGAGCUUCAAGAGACCAUGGGUAUCGAAUCUCUUAAGCUUAAACAAGACGUAGCGACAAGGUGGAAUUCCACCUACGACAUGAUACACAGAAUGUCAAGAAUGAGAGAAGCGAUCACUUUCGCACUAGCUUUAAUGCGACCGGACUUAUCUCUGGAUCAUACAGACUGGGAUGUAAUAACAAAAGCUCUCCCCAUACUUCAUAUUUUUUAUGAAGUUACCAUGGAAGUCUGUGGGGAGAACUAUGUUUCGGCUUCAUUGUAUAUUGUGUACAACAAACUUAUCCAACAAAAACUGGAAGCAUAUCAAAAUGACGCACCAUUUUUGUCACCAAUUACCAACUUACUGGAUAAGUUAAGAUCCCAAAUGCGUCAACGAUUCAUGGACGUGGAAUCGAACACAUUGCUCUGUGAAGCAACCAUCUUGGACCCAAGAUUCAAAAAAUUUGGCUUCAUCGACAUUCUGAAAUAUGAUAGUGCUGCAAGUGCCCUGAGAUUAAAGAUUGGCGCAGUAACUCUUCCCGCGGAAGAAGCUGGAACGUCUGCGCCUAUUAAUGCGGCACCUCAAACAAGUAACCAUUAUAACCAAAACAUCAGCCGUCGUAUGGGUUCAACUCUGUGGGAUACAUGGGACACGGACAUGUCGAGCCAAACUCCGCAAAACCCGGUUGCGGCAGGAAUAGUAGAGUUUGAUAAAUAUGUCCAAGAGCCAAUUGUGAGAAGACACGAAAAUCCUUUAAAAUGGUGGAAAGAACGCCGAAACGUAUACCCCCAUUUAUAUACAUUCAUGGUAAAAAGACUAAAUAUCACGGCCACUUCCGUUCCUUGUGAACGAGUAUUUUCAAAAGCUGGUUUGACGCUAAACCAGAGAAGGACCCGAUUAACAACAAAAAAAUUGUCUCAACUUGUAUUUAUAAGCUCCAAUUAAGCAUCGUCUCGUCUAAGAACAUAUAUAAAAAAUAUAAAAAAUACAAAAAAAUUAGUUUAGAAAAAAAAAAGUGUAUAUAAGGUAUAUAAAAAAUGUAUAUAACACUGAUGUACAAAAAGAUCACUGUACAUAUAAUGUAAAUUGUAGAAAAAAAAACAUGUAAAUAAUGUAUUAUAUAAAUCAAGUUGAUUUCUAAAUACGCCAAACUUCGCAUUUAGUUUACGUAUAUAUAUAUACGUAUAUUCUACUUUUUAUCAUUCAAAACAAUUAUCGAAGUUUGCCAGUCCUAAGCCUGGAGUUCCAUUCUAUUUUGGUAAAGUAUGAAGGGAAAUCAAUUUGAAUAUAGGUAUAUCUACCUGCGAAACUUACAUACAUUACAUACCUGUAUCAUUGUCAUAUCAAUUAUAUUUAAAUAAUAAUAAAUGAUGCAUAUUUUAUUUUAUGAUUUAAAAGAAUUAACAAUAAAUCUUUCACAUAGCAGUGACAAAACGCAACGCGUAAUAAAUAGAUCGAUCGCCGAUACGAGACGCACUAGAGUCAUAAGAGUCCUGUAGAUGCGCUGCGUAAUGUAGGUGAUAGCUGUAAUGUGGCCAUCACGCGCGCGCCCGAGCGCUGUUCACGUUCGGGUCAUGUUUCGGCGUUUCGAGUGAUGAGUGAUGUGAUAUCUCAGUGUAAUAUUACGUUUUCGAAAAAGUGAUGUGUCAUCACAUUACUUUUUGAAGCACUGUUUCGCGCAUGUCUACU